GAGCUGGCGCGGCCAGGCUGGAACGAGCCACGGAAGGAGAAGCUGGUUCGGGAGAUGGCUGUUGGUUUCGAACGAAAGGAGCGCGAGUUUGAGCACCAGGGCGCCAUCAACGCGUGCUGGCUUGCUCUUGGAGGUGGCCGGCCGGUUGGAACAGAAAGAGGGGUAUCGGUGAUCUGUGCCUCUGACAAAGUUCUUGCUAUGUUUCGAAAAGCCCUGUAG
Symbiodinium natans is the source of this 219-nucleotide messenger RNA. The record is from the annotation of a GenBank genome assembly. NCBI's taxonomy places the organism in Eukaryota, Dinophyceae, Suessiales, Symbiodiniaceae.